Quercus lobata is the source of this 1782-nucleotide messenger RNA. RefSeq names its product PPR containing protein. Lineage: Eukaryota; Viridiplantae; Streptophyta; Magnoliopsida; Fagales; Fagaceae. The record is from RefSeq and is a predicted model, not a curated record. Bases 183 to 1550 code for a protein of 455 amino acids. The transcript is spliced from 9 exons.
AGUAAGUAAACAGUAGAGUAGUAUUGAAGCCUACUGGUUUGGGAGGUGGUGUGGAGAUCGGAAUUAGGCUUGGAAAACCGCUUUUGUUUUCUAAUUCCAAAGAACUCUCAGUUCACAGACACAGAAGAAGAAGAAGAAGAAGAAGAAGAGGAUAGUUGGGUAUUGUAAUGAUAGAGAGAUAAAUGGGGAGUAGGGUUCCAGUACAGCAGCAGUACAAUCUGAGAUCUGCCAAUUCCUUCAUUGGAAGCCCUUUACAUGAUCUCAACACCGUCGACGCUCGCCCCACCGACAUCGAUUCCAUUAGCGAUGUCGAUCGCGACGCCGUCACCGACGAUGAUGACUCCUUGGACCACCACUCCAAUGCCGUUGACUGUAUGCAUGAAUCCUAUAGGAACUCUUUGCCGCUCCAUGGUGUAGGAGUUGAUGAUGAUCGCUCUAGCCUUGACAACAAUGGGACUUCAAGGUCCCCCUAUGAUAUCCUAACAAUAGAAGAUGUUUCGCCUAUUGAAUCAGCAAGGUCAAGAUUUCUACAAAUUAUUGUGGAUCAUUUCAUUCUUGAUCAUGUCACUGAGGUGCCUGAUUCUGAGGCUGACUAUACUGGGCAGUCUAGCCAAGAUAAACUAAAUAAGAGGAAGACGAGAGAGGUCCAGUAUGAAGGUGACCCGAGGUUUGCCUUACCCUUGAUGUACGUGGCAAAUAUGUAUGAAACUCUAGUUACUGAUGUGAAUAGCAGGCUUGUUUCAUUGAAUGGUAUUCGUGACAAGACCAUUGGAGUAGCCCUUGAGGCAGCUGGUGGUUUGUAUAGAAGGCUGGCUAAGAAAUUUCCUAAAAAAGGACCAUGUACGUUCAAAAGAAGAGAAUUGGCAACUUCUCUUGAAACUAGGACAAGAUUUCCAGAAUUAGUUAUACAAGAAGAGAAGCGAGUUCGUUUUGUCGUAGUCAAUGGUUUGGAUAUUGUUGAAAAACCAAAUAGCAUGCCUAUUGAUGAUGCUGAGUGGUUCAAACGGUUGACUGGUCGAAGUGAAGUAGCUGUCUCUCCUCGAGACUAUAAGUUUUACUCUCCAAGACACAAGUACAGACGUGUUGCGUCAAACUCCAUGUCUAAUAUCCCUGGUUUGCCUACAUUUCCUGUUUCGGAUAAUUCUUCUUCAUUGGCUACUGCUCAAGGUUUCCGCUCUGUAACUGAUCCACAAAAUCAGCAGCAGACUGUUUGCAAACAUCCUAUGCAACCACUUUCACAUCAGCCCCAAUUUCACCCAAUUCACCAGAAUCAUCAUCAACCCAUGCAACAAAGUCCACAUGCAUCCCAUUUUGCUCACAGUCAUCAAUGUGUUCCUCCUUCACACUUAACUGAAAUUUCUCAUUGUCAUCAACCAACCAUAUCACAACAGAUGGCAUGCUUACAACCCCUCACAGGUGGCCAUGCUGGAGGGCGCUUGCAUGUAAUGCCAUCCAACCUUGCAAAGUUUUGUGACGAGUGUGGGGCCCCAUACCUGAGAGAAACUUCUAAGUUCUGCUCAGAAUGCGGUGUAAAAAGGUUAGGAACAUGAUAUGGUUUCUACAUUUUUUUCUCUAACUCUGUUCAGAAUUUUUUUUUUUUUUUUGGUUAUAGGUAAUAUCAACUUUGUAUUAAUACAAGAACAGAUAUACAAAGGGGAUAAAAGAAGUAUAUCAACUAUACACCCUUAAGUCCCCCUAAGUUUACAAUUUUUUUUUUUAAAUAAAUGUACAUGUAUAUAUAUAUAUUUGAUGUAGAAGUCUGAAGUAUGAAUUAGUUUUGGU